Molecule: messenger RNA, 357 nt
Organism: Eimeria mitis
Lineage: Eukaryota; Apicomplexa; Conoidasida; Eucoccidiorida; Eimeriidae
Exons: 2
Coding region: 1-357 (118 amino acids)
Source: RefSeq, a predicted model, not a curated record
AUGGCAUUUGCAGGGGAAGAACGUUUGCUUCCUGGAAUUUUCGAGUCCCACGCCAGAACACUCCUUCUUGUGCUGCAUGCGGCAUCUUGCGGGGGUAGCGGGCCGCGGGAGGUGCUUCGCAUGGCGUUGACGCGUGCGGGCCUCGUGACGGGGGUUCUGGACGUGGGGAGCCCUCCCGAUGCCUCUUAUUUUUCUUCGUUUUCUUCUUCUGUCCGGCAGUCAAAGUUCGCGUCGGACUCCUGGAAGGCUGUUGCCUCUGCUGAGGCCUUCGUCAGCGACGUGCAGCGCUUGGCGCAGCGGUGUAUGGCAACAACAGCGACACCUGGAGAAGAAAAGGGGAGGAUGGGGGACCUUUAG